AUGCCUCUGAUCGAUGGCGAGAAAUUCGCAUGCUCUUCCUGCAUCAAGGGCCACCGCGUGAGCGGCUGCAACCACACUGAUCGAGAACUGCAUCACAUCAACCCCAAGGGUCGUCCUGUCAAGCAAUGCGAGCACUGUCGCGGCGCGCGCAAGUCCAAGUCCCACCACGCCAAGUGCGAUUGUGGCGACAAGAAGGACAAGCACAAAGACAAGGGCGACGCGAAGGGUAUGCUGCGAGCCGGUUCCGAUUCCGACGAGGCCUCUAAUGAUGACACAGCCCAUGACAACCGCUGCAACUGCCACUCGGGCGCCAAAUGCAUCUGCGGCAUCAAGAAAGAGCCCAUCGACCUCCGCCUCGACCUCCGCCUCGACACCAGCAGGCAAACUCUCCACGACGCGCGUGCGAAGCCAAAGCUCACCUCAACCCACUCGGAAAGCACCCUGACCGUCUUCGCGAAUGGCCACCACAAGCCGUGCCACCGCAACAACAACACCGCCCACGUCUCAGGCAUGCCCUACAAGAUUCCGCGACCGCAUACGCUCCACGGCCAUGCUGAUUUUGCCGCUCUCGGACAGGGCAACGGCUACGGGCAGGGAGGCGCCGCAGCUGCACGCUCUAUGGACACGCUCUCCCUGUCGAAUACCGACUUCUACGCCAUGUUUGGUUCCGGUACAAACGCUGCAGAGAACGGUUUGCCCCCGACGCCGGUCACGGGAAGCUUGGACGUCAACGGCACCCAGGACUCGCUGUUCACCAGCCAGAACUCGGCGUUUGGUCAGGGUGGUCAUUCGCCUACCGAGAGCCAGCUGAGCGAGUCCAUGGCUGCAUCGCAGUGGCCCUGGGCAAGCAGUCUCACGUCUACAAACCGCAACUUCGGCCUCGGAAGUCUCUCAACGUCGCCGUCGCAAGACUGUCUCCCUAACCUCGACACCGAGUGGGCAAUUCCAUCCGCUGGAUUGACCAAUCCGACCUGGUCUGCCACCGAUCUCCCGCUUAAUCCCAGCAAGCUAGCCGACAGCUUCGUACAGCCUAUUUCGCAGAGCGGCGAGUCUAAACAGAGUGCUCCUGGUCUGACGGCAUCCUCCUCAUCGCCGUCCGAGAUGGGUGAUCCGGCAUUGUUUGGUGAUGUCGACUUCAGAGCCCCGCAGUCCACAACCAGCGAGUCCCUGUUCUGGGAAGACAGUCCUGUGUACCGUCUGGCAACAUCGGCGGCUAUUGAGAAUCGCACGCCUACAUCGGCCCCGCAAAGCUCUACUCCAGAUUCCCAGGCGCUCGAGCUUGACUUUUCGAAGGCUAUGAGCGCAACGUCAAUUUCAGCGGCCAGCAGCGGUCUGACCAACUAUAGCGAGACGCAGGCCAUUGCCAUGCCAAAUAACAUCGACGAUGUCGCCUCGAACGACCCCUGGUUGUACGAGAACAACACCGCCGCAUUCGCCGGCUUCGCUCCGUACGACUUCUCCUUCCUGCAGUAG
Messenger RNA from Trematosphaeria pertusa, 1473 nucleotides. RefSeq lists its product as uncharacterized. NCBI's taxonomy places the organism in Eukaryota, Fungi, Ascomycota, Dothideomycetes, Pleosporales, Trematosphaeriaceae. The record is from RefSeq and is a predicted model, not a curated record. Gene Ontology annotation, biological process: positive regulation of transcription by RNA polymerase II; intracellular iron ion homeostasis; intracellular copper ion homeostasis. The transcript is spliced from 2 exons. Gene Ontology annotation, molecular function: RNA polymerase II cis-regulatory region sequence-specific DNA binding; copper ion binding; DNA-binding transcription factor activity, RNA polymerase II-specific. Gene Ontology annotation, cellular component: nucleus. The coding region runs from base 1 to 1473 and encodes 490 amino acids.